AUGGAUUUUAAGACCUUGAAAUUGAUGAUCUUUCAUGGUUCUUUAGCAAGACGUGUACUUUUACGUGCUCUAAUGGUGAUUACUGCUUUGUCAAUUGUUCCUCUACUGCAAAUCAUAUCUGGGGUUGACCUUGAAUCUGGUUAUUCAAGUUCAUUUAUAUUCCCAGGCACUUUUGCCUUCUCUAAAGCUUGGGGUUCAUUUAAAAUGGUUCAAUAUGGAGGAAAUGGGAACUUGACAACCAGUGUGGUUAAAGAGCUAAUGGGAAAGAACAUGUUGAAUUACAGUGCAAAAGCUCUAUGUGUUGGUGAAGGUUCAAUGUCAGCUGUCAUGGCAUUGAAAGACUUGGGAUUCUUUGAUGUUCAUGGGGUUUAUAGGCACCCCUUUUUCUCUCUUAAGCAUAAGAAGUUCAUUUAUGAGCUUGAUUAUGAAGACAAAUCUUAUGAUUUUGUGUUGUCAAGGGAUUUAGAUAAAGUAUCUGUCCCUGCGCUUCUUGUGCUUGAGAUUGAACGUGUUCUUAAACCAGGUGGAAUUGGUGCUAUACUUAUUGGUCCUACUGGUUCAGACCCUACUAGCUUGAUUAGAUCGGCUACACCGGUUUCUUCUCUAUUGAAAGCUUCUAUUGUUGUUUAUGUUGAUCAUUUGAAUGAGCUUACAUUAGUUGUAUUCGAGAAGAAACUUGAAAACGUCACUUACUUUGAGCAAUAUCGUCUCCCUGCUGAUUGUCCAUCUAUGACAAACAACAAAGCUAUAAUGAAUCAUAUUGAGCCUCUUAUGGAAGUGAAACCAAUGGAGUUUGAGGAAAACAUUGCUUAUUUGCCUGAGUUUGUUAAUGUAUCUUCGAAGCAACGGUUGGUUUAUAUUGAUAUCGGGGCCAGUGAACAUAUGAACUCGAAUGUUUCAAGCUGGUUCUUCCCAUCUUAUCCUUUGGAUCAUAAAGCUUUCGAUGUUUAUUUCGUUGAUCAUAAUAUUUCAGUGAUGCUAUCUUAUAUCAAAAGAGCUGGUAUUAACUUUGUUUAUUACCCUGGCCUUGCUGAAAACCGAGCUGCAUUGAGUUCAACUAAUAGGGAUUCGGAUCCAUAUGUUGAAGAUGAAGGGUUUGACUUUCAACUCUGGUUUAAAGAUACAGUCCAAUAUGCAGAUUAUGUGGUUCUGAAAAUGAAUGCAGGUGAUGUGGAGUUGCAACUUCUAUCAGAUUUGUUUGAAAGUGGAAUCAUAUGCUUCAUCGAUGAACUUUUUCUUCACUGCUCGGACCGAACUGAAAGUGGACAAGCUGUGAAAGGAAGAGACUGUAUGAGUCUCUUCAAGUCCCUUAGAAGAGCUGGUGUUUAUGUGCAUCAAUGGUGGGGAGCUUAG
This is a messenger RNA of Gossypium arboreum, 1353 nucleotides long. RefSeq lists its product as uncharacterized. Bases 1 to 1353 code for a protein of 450 amino acids. NCBI's taxonomy places the organism in Eukaryota, Viridiplantae, Streptophyta, Magnoliopsida, Malvales, Malvaceae. The transcript has a single exon. The record is from RefSeq and is a predicted model, not a curated record. Gene Ontology annotation, molecular function: S-adenosylmethionine-dependent methyltransferase activity.